CAGCCUUGGCCCUUCCCUCCUCAGCCUGGCUUCGAACCACAGGUUCCUCAUCCAGUCGUAGGCGGACAGCCACCAUGGCCCCCGUGGAGCAGCGAGACGGUACCAUCGAGGUCCAGGAGCAAAGGCUGUUUUACCGCGAGGCCCGGCCGGGCGGUGGGCAGGCUCUGCUCUUGUCUGUGUUGCUGUUGCACGGUAUUCGUUUCUCCUCCGAGACUUGGCAGAACCUGGGCACCCUCCACAAGCUGGCCGAGGCUGGCUACCGGGCUGUGGCGAUUGACCUGCCGGGUCUGGGGCGCUCUAAGGAAGCAGCGGCUCCGGCCCCGAUUGGGGAGCUGGCGCCUGGCAGCUUUCUGACGGCUGUGGUGAACGCCUUGGAUCUGGGCCUGCCCGUGGUUAUCAGCCCGUCCUUAAGCGGCAUGUACUCCCUGCCUUUCCUCACCAUGCCUGGCUCCCAGCUCCGGGGCUACGUGCCGGUGGCCCCCAUCUGCACGGACAAGAUCAACGCGGCCGACUACGCCGGCGUGAAGACUCCGACUCUGAUUGUAUACGGUGAUCAGGAUCCCAUGGGGCCCACCAGCUUUGAACACCUGAAGCAGCUGCCCAACCACAGGGUGUUGGUUAUGGAGGGAGCAGGGCACCCCUGUUACCUGGACAAACCUGAGGACUGGCACCGAGGGCUGCUGGAUUUCCUGCAGGGCCUCGCUUGAGCCCCAGCUCUGUGGAUGGGGGUUGUCAGCCUGCCUUGGGAUCGAUCCCUCUCUCUCUCUCCUCUCUCUCUCUCUCUCUCUCUCUCUCUGCCCAGUCAUGUCAAUGCAGCAGGUGCAUCCAUCUCUGGCUCUCUGGGUUCUUAAUCUUUGGUGUUUACCUCUUCUGCUUCUUUCUCUUGCAGAGACUAAAAAGGAG
Messenger RNA from Perognathus longimembris pacificus (Pacific pocket mouse), 903 nucleotides. RefSeq names its product abhydrolase domain containing 14B (gene Abhd14b). Gene Ontology annotation, cellular component: cytoplasm. The record is from RefSeq and is a predicted model, not a curated record. NCBI's taxonomy places the organism in Eukaryota, Metazoa, Chordata, Mammalia, Rodentia, Heteromyidae.